Dryobates pubescens (Downy woodpecker) is the source of this 2187-nucleotide messenger RNA. It is a transcript of the gene SLC49A3, whose product is annotated as solute carrier family 49 member 3. Gene Ontology annotation, biological process: transmembrane transport. Lineage: Eukaryota; Metazoa; Chordata; Aves; Piciformes; Picidae. Bases 1 to 1413 code for a protein of 470 amino acids. Gene Ontology annotation, cellular component: membrane. The transcript has 10 exons. Gene Ontology annotation, molecular function: transmembrane transporter activity. The record is from RefSeq and is a predicted model, not a curated record.
AUGGAGGGUAGUGAAGCGGACAGCCUGCUAGGGGAAGGCGGCCUGGGGCAGCUGGGCCAGUUCAGGAGCUACCGGCGGCGGUGGUUUUUGCUGGCCUCUGUAUGCCUGCUGAACUGUUCGAACGCCAUGCUCUGGCUGACCUUUGCUCCUGUUGCUGAUAAGACUGCUGCCUACUUCCACAUUUCCCUGGAGGCGGUCAACUGGCUCUCAAUAGUGUACCUCCUCAUCUCAAUCCCAUUUGGUCUGGUGGCAACAUGGGUUCUUGACAGCGUGGGGCUCAGAUGUGCUGUGAUCCUGAGUGCGUGGCUGAACAUGGCAGGUAGCAUCAUCCGGAUGUUCAGUGUCCUGAAGUUCCUGAGCUUGGGUUCCCACAACUACUUGUACCUGUUUAUUGGGCAAUGCCUUUGUGCACUGGCACAGCCCCUCAUCAUCUUUUCACCAACGAAACUGGCAGCACUGUGGUUCCCAGACCAUCAGAGAGCAACGGCAAAUAUGAUUGCAUCAAUGUCCAAUCCCUUGGGUAUUCUUAUAGCAAACGUGCUGUCACCUGCACUAGUUCCUGAAGGAAAACACAUCCCAUUGAUGUUGGGUGUUUAUGCUGUCCCAGCAGUAACAGCCUGUGCUCUAGCAACUCUGGGGAUUCAUGAGAAGGUUCCACCAACACCUCCUUCAGCCAGUGCCACUAAUUCCACCUCCCAGCCAUUCCUCACGGGGCUCAAAAUGCUCUUGGGAAACAAAUCAUACAUCAUCCUGGCAGUGUGCUUUGGUGGAGGAAUUGGGAUGUUCACCUGCUUCUCAGCCCUGCUAGAACAGAUCCUUUGUGAAAAGGGGUAUUCAAAUGAAUUUGCUGGCCUGAAUGGUGCACUGUUCACAGUGUGUGGCUUGUUGGGUGCUUUCCUGCUAGGCAUUUAUGUCGACCGGACAAGAAAGUUCAUAGAGUCUACCAAGAUUUGUUUCUGUCUGAGUGCACUUGCCAGCAUCAUGUUUGCAGUGGCUUCUCGGUUCAGACAUCAGGAUGUCAUGCUGGCCAUCACCAGCUCGCUCUUUGGUUUCUUUGGGUUUGCCAUCUACCCCAUUGCCAUGGAGCUGGCUGUGGAGUGCUCCUACCCCGUGGGAGAGGGCACAUCUACAGGCCUGAUUUUUGUUGCAAGCCAGAUUGAAGGUGUGAUUUUAAUGAUUCUGCUACAAGCCCUCACUGUGCGUGUUUCUGAAGAUCCAUCCUCCACCUGUGCCCUUGACCAGGAUGGGGCCCUGGACUGGACAACUGCAGUACUGGUGCUGGCUGGUCUUUGCAGCGCUAUGGCUUGUUUCUACGUUGCCUUCUUCCACACUGACUACAAGCGGCUCCGUGCUGAAAGAAACAACAGUGAUUUGGUCAAAGCAGAAGAUACAGCAAAUGUUCCUGAAGCCUAACCGAGCCAAAAGGAGGAUGCCAUAGGCCCAGUAAAGAAAGAACUCAAGCCUGUGGGCAGGGACCAUGACUGCAAAUGCCCAUCUGGCACAUGGGGAUAUCCAGGACCUGCUGUACAAGAAGCAAGGCCUAGAGGAGAGUAACUGAGCACCUUUGCUGUGCCUUCGUCCGUCUUGUAUUUAUUUAUUAGCUCAUGCUGCAAGGCAGGCUAUGCUUCCAGAAAGGGUAGAGUGGGACUGGACAGCUAUGCAGGUAACAGGGAUUUUUAGCUGACUUGAUUCAAGAUAAAGAAAUGUUGCAGAGGAGAGGUGCAGCAUAUUUCAGUCACUUUUUCAUUUUCUUGUACCUGGAUCAGUGUGAAGGUUUCAGAGAAGUGGAAACCAUGGGUAUCACAAACCUGGGGGGAAACUUCUGUUUAAGGGCUGUGGUUCUUGUAUAGCAUAACAACUCUUCCACUGUAAGGCUGGGGCUAAUUAUGCCUCAACUAAUGUGGUAGGAACUAGAGCAUCCUUCCAUUGCAGCAGAAAAGUGUAGGUAUGUGAUCUGAAAUAUGUCUGUCACAAUGAGCUGCUUUGUCCUCUCCUACAAAUAGGAAAAGAAAAGCUUGCUCUGCAGUGCCACCAGUAAGCAGCAGAAGUUAAAUACAGUAGCAUUCCUCACCCUCUGGGUCCCCUGCCAGAUGCUGAGACAUUCAGGAUGAACUUGUUUUACUUGAGCUUCUCUUUUGUUUUUCCACCAGUCCAGCAAUUACAGUGAUUUACAUUUUCCACAAGACA